Puccinia graminis f. sp. tritici CRL 75-36-700-3 is the source of this 469-nucleotide messenger RNA. RefSeq lists its product as uncharacterized. The record is from RefSeq and is a predicted model, not a curated record. Lineage: Eukaryota; Fungi; Basidiomycota; Pucciniomycetes; Pucciniales; Pucciniaceae. The transcript is spliced from 3 exons. Bases 1 to 393 code for a protein of 130 amino acids.
AUGGCCCCUUGGGACCUGGGUACCAGGUGCUUUAAAAGCCGGCACCAAGUACCACACCCAGCACCAUCUGGCGUGUACUGGUGGUACUUGACACGGGUACCAGUGGUCACAACUCACCAAGGAGGGGUCCUCCCCAGCAACCUGGCCGACACCAGUCAGUCUUGGUCAAGCCACCGAGGAGGUGGUUUGAAGGCGGGUACCCUUAAAGGUACCUGGGUACCGCCUGGUUAUUUGCCCAAAAGCAGGCACCAAGUACCACACCCGGCACCACUUGGCAGGUGCUGGGUACCGCCAAACAGGUACCCCAAGGCCAUCUCUAUGGACCCAGAGACACCCACUAGUGGGAUUUCAUUCAAUGCCCAAAAACAAAUAACAUUUCCACAGCAUAGCUAAUAGUACCAACAGAAUAAAAAAAUAAAUAAAACAUGAGCUUGGGAAGUUGAGCCCGUCUCAGUACUAAUUCAGUAAG